CACCCCAGCAGGCAGCAGCAGCAGUUCCCAUCCCUGGACGACAAGCCCCAGUUCCCGGGGACCACGGCAGAGUUUGUAGACAAGCUUGAGUUCAUCCAACCCAAUGUCAUCUCCGGCAUCCCCAUCUACCGGGUCAUGGACCGCCAGGGCCAGAUCAUCAACCCCAGUGAAGACCCCCAUCUGCCCCAGGAGGAGGUACUGAAGUUCUACAGGAGCAUGACCCUACUCAACACCAUGGACCGAAUUCUGUAUGAGUCCCAGCGGCAGGGCCGGAUCUCCUUCUACAUGACCAACUAUGGUGAGGAGGGGACACAUGUGGGGAGUGCCGCCGCCCUGGACCGUACAGACCUGGUGUUUGGCCAGUACCGGGAGGCAGGUGUGCUCAUGUACCGCGACUACCCUCUGGAACUGUUCAUGGCCCAGUGCUACGGCAACGUGAAUGACCCUGGCAAGGGGCGCCAGAUGCCCGUUCACUAUGGCUGCAAGGAGCGCCACUUCGUCACCAUCUCCCCCCCUCUGGCCACACAGAUCCCUCAGGCCAUUCCUGCUCCUCCAGGCUGCUUCACUGGGGCACAGUGUUUGCAGCUAUUGCUGAGGUGCCAAUCACCCCUUCCCCUGUUACAGUGCCUUUUAGGGGUGGGACCCAGGCCAGGGGAGACCCUGUAGGCAGGUGGCCCUGGAUCUGCCCAGGCUGGGUCACGAGUCCGAGCUGGUCAGUAGUGAAUAAACUGGGGCUCUGCCUUUUA
Cricetulus griseus (Chinese hamster) is the source of this 746-nucleotide messenger RNA. Lineage: Eukaryota; Metazoa; Chordata; Mammalia; Rodentia; Cricetidae. The record is from RefSeq and is a predicted model, not a curated record.